AUGGAAUUGUAUUAUUACGAAAUGAGUUCACCGUGUCGAGCCGUUUUACUUUUCGUUAAAGAAUUAAAUUUAAAUCCGGUAAUGAAAAAAAUAGAUUUGUUAAAAGGUGAAAAUUUAUCUCCGGAUUAUCUCAAGUUGAAUCCUCAACACACGAUACCUUUGAUAAUUGACGAUGGAUACGUACUUUCGGAAAGUCGAGCCAUUCUCGUUUAUUUGGCCGAACGAUACGAUCGAGAUUCGAUUUAUUAUCCAAACGAUGCGAAAACUCGAGGAGUCAUCAGUCAAAGGCUCAUGUUCGACAUAGGAACUCUGUCUUCACGUUUUUACGACACAUAUUCGGAAUUUUUUAUUCCGAACGGUUCGAAUAGAAUCGAUUUGAAAAAAAUAAAUAAAUUGGGAGAGGCUUUCGAAUUUCUGGAAGCUUUCAUGGGUGAUUCUUUGUUCAUGGCGGGAAACGUCAUGACGAUUGCGGAUUAUUCGAUCGUGGCAACGGUUUCGACGAUCGAAGCUUGCGGAUUCGAUUUUUCGAAAUACGAAAGGGUUUCGGCUUGGUUCGAAAGAUGCAAAACCGAAAUGUUGGAUUACGAGGAAAUAAAUCAAAAGGGAGCCGAUUUAAUCGGAAACAUGGUGCAACCUUAUUUAGAAAAGAGUCAGGCAAUGAAUUACGAAUAA
This is a messenger RNA of Pediculus humanus corporis (human body louse), 672 nucleotides long. RefSeq names its product GSTD1-5 protein, putative. Gene Ontology annotation, molecular function: glutathione transferase activity. Bases 1 to 672 code for a protein of 223 amino acids. Gene Ontology annotation, biological process: glutathione metabolic process. The record is from RefSeq and is a predicted model, not a curated record. The transcript has 4 exons. NCBI's taxonomy places the organism in Eukaryota, Metazoa, Arthropoda, Insecta, Psocodea, Pediculidae.